Molecule: messenger RNA, 1314 nt
Organism: Saccoglossus kowalevskii
Lineage: Eukaryota; Metazoa; Hemichordata; Enteropneusta; Harrimaniidae
Product: iron-sulfur cluster assembly 2 homolog, mitochondrial-like
Biological process (GO): iron-sulfur cluster assembly
Cellular component (GO): mitochondrion
Molecular function (GO): iron ion binding; 4 iron, 4 sulfur cluster binding; 2 iron, 2 sulfur cluster binding
Source: RefSeq, a predicted model, not a curated record
CAUCUGAAGAUGACUGCCAGUAGUUCGGGGCUGGGAAGAAUUUUAACUAAAUUAUGUAGAUAUAACAAUAUCACAGGACGAAGUCAAUUAAACAAACUAUGGUCGGAGCAGCUUGCUUAUCCUGGCACAUCAAGAAUCCACUCUCAGAAUACAAGAACAUUAACAACAGAAGCACAGCCUGAAAGUGCUUCAAGUAAUGCUGGAAUUCUUCUUAGUGAUCGAUGUGUCAAGAGAUUACAGAAAAUCGGUGCUUCUGGUGAAUAUUUACGUAUUUAUGUUGAAGGUGGUGGAUGUUCAGGUUUUCAGUACAAAUUUGAUAUAGACACCAAAGUAGAAGAAGAUGACAGAUUAUUUGAACGUGAUGGUGUGGGUUUAGUUGUGGAUGUUGAGUCAUUGGAAUAUUUGAAAGGAUCUACAAUUGACUAUCAAGAGGAACUGAUUCGAUCAGCAUUUCAGGUUGUAAAGAAUCCAAAAGCAGAACAUGGAUGUUCUUGUGGAGCCUCAUUUUCACUGAAAGUUUGAGAUAGUGAAAGCUUCAUGUUAAAUUAUAUAAAUUUCAUAUUGACAAACAAGGAGUGAAAAUCUGGCAUGUGUGAUUAGUGCUUUCACAUCAAUUUGUUCAAUAUAGUAUACACAAUUCACUCAUUAUUUACCGUUAGUAAGAGCCCCGUGCAAGUAUUUUUUUCAAAAUCUGUUAUCUAACACACACACACACAAAUAAAAGUUGUAUAUUAAAAACAAAAACACAGCUUAUAUCUUGAAUAAUGUAGCUUCAUCAGAUUGUUUUCAGUGAUUAUGAAACUGGUUAAUUUCAUUUCACUGAAGAAAAAAAAAAAAUGGAAAAGCGCCCUCUGUGAUGUAUAUUAUACUUUAACAGUUUGCACAGAUCCAUUCAGUGCAGUGUUGCUUUGGGUAUUUGUUAGCUUUCAUAUUUUAUUUACAAUAUCUUUUGUUUUUCUUUGAAUGUUUUGAAAUACUUUUCCCACUAAUACAAUGAACGGUAGAAACCCAGGGACAUAAAAGUUCUAUAAAUAUAAUAAAUUCAGAAUGACGGUUACAUUUCAACUUGACCAAUCCAGAAAUGGUAUCAUAUAAUUAAUAUAUGCAUGCUAAUAUGGGUGUAGACAAUGCUCUUGAGCCAAUCAGUCAAAUAAUUGAAUUUGAAAGAAAGUCUAUGAUCGAUAUUUACAAUUUUUUUUAUAAACAAUAUUCUGCUUUUCAAUGUAUUCUCAAUGCAAAUAUUACAAUGUAGUCAAGGUUAUUAAUAUGUUUGAACCAUGCUUCUGUAAUACUUCAAUAAAUACAAUUAUCUAA